AGGUGCAAGAAAGGGUGAGAACGGCGAGACAGAAGCCAUGACUUCGGUCCAACUGUUCAACGCGAUUCAAAGCGGGAAGCGCCCAAUGCGGUGUGAAAAGCUGACAGGCAUCAUCUCAUCCCAGAACUUCCCCGAGUGGGUGGUCGAGAGUUUCCCUCCCAAGGAAGACGGAUCAGGAGUCGUGCGGGUAAUCGUACCCGGCACCCUAAAGGAGGCUACCACGCAGGAGGCACUGCAGCGGGGGGUGGUCGUGGCCAUCACAUGGCAGAAUGAGCCGACCAACGGCUCAGAUGUGAUCGACAUCAUCAAGCACUACCAGGCUGCCAGCAGUCUGAGCACAGUGCACAUCCGAAACUGCUUUCUCGGGGUGUCGGGAGGGAAAUACCUGGCGAAGUCGUUGCAGGACAUCUCGACAUUGUUUCUUGAUGGCAAUGACAUAAGGGAUGGAGGGUGUAUGACUAUUUCAGCUGCGCUCGCUGCCAACACCAACUUAAAGACUUUGGGGUUGGUGAAUGAGAGUAUCGGCUAUCAAGGGGCCCGUUACCUCGCCAACGCACUCCAAUUCAAUAUGUCACUCACGAAGCUUGACAUCUCAGGCAACGACAUAGAGAAAGACGGAUGCAGGGAAAUCGCGUUUGCAUUGCAAAGAAAUUCAGGGUCCGUGCUGAAAUACCUGAAAAUGGAUCAGAAGUAUGGUGGGAUAGUGAACGGCGAAUAUCAAGGAUUGCUCCGUGCUUUUAAGCUACAAUUUCAGAAAGACAGCAUCGGAUGACAGUAAAACUGUUAAAAAAGGAACACAUCUAUUACCAAUCAUGCACAAUCUUCCUUAUUACUACAUCCAUACCUUCUGCUGCCAAUCAUUUAGUCUCCAGACACACAAUAAAACGAGUUUGAA
Guillardia theta CCMP2712 is the source of this 895-nucleotide messenger RNA. RefSeq lists its product as hypothetical. The coding region runs from base 38 to 772 and encodes 244 amino acids. Gene Ontology annotation, biological process: activation of GTPase activity; nucleocytoplasmic transport. The record is from RefSeq and is a predicted model, not a curated record. NCBI's taxonomy places the organism in Eukaryota, Cryptophyceae, Pyrenomonadales, Geminigeraceae. Gene Ontology annotation, molecular function: GTPase activator activity; small GTPase binding. Gene Ontology annotation, cellular component: nucleus; cytosol; perinuclear region of cytoplasm. The transcript is spliced from 4 exons.